This is a messenger RNA of Ostreococcus lucimarinus CCE9901, 837 nucleotides long. RefSeq lists its product with no specific name. The transcript has a single exon. Bases 1 to 837 code for a protein of 278 amino acids. Lineage: Eukaryota; Viridiplantae; Chlorophyta; Mamiellophyceae; Mamiellales; Bathycoccaceae. The record is from RefSeq and is a predicted model, not a curated record. Gene Ontology annotation, biological process: peroxisome fission; regulation of peroxisome size. Gene Ontology annotation, cellular component: peroxisomal membrane.
AUGCCUCGCGACGCCUCGCCGCGCGCGUACGACGCCCUCGAUGUCGCCGUGACGCUGCUGAAGAAGCGCGAGGGCAUCGAUAAGACGCUGAAACUCGCGCGCUACGCCGCGCUGUUCGCGCUCGGCGAAGCGAAAGCGCGCGCGAGGCCGAGCGCCGAGUCGAGCGAGUUCGUGCGCGCGACGACGGCGCUGGAGCGCUCGAUCGGCGACGCGAGGCGCGCGUACAGGCUGGGAAAAUUUUUGGGUAACGUUCGGGACUUUCGCGAUGAGGUGCGGGAGAACGAGGGCGCGGGCAAGCGCGGCCGCGCGCGAUGGCUCACGGCGGCGGCGGCGUGCGCGGCGCUCGAGGGCGCGUACUACUUCAUCGAACAGGGCGUGUGGUUGAGCAAGGCGGGGGUGGCGAUGCGACGACGAUCGACGCUUGAACGGUUGGUGCGCUGGAGCGCGCGGGCGGAGGUUGCGUCGUACGCGUUUUCAAUCGCGUGUUCGCGCGAGGACUGGCUCGAGGCGGACGCCGCGGCGAGAGCGGCGAGAGCGCGAUUGAGGGACGUCGAGACGGCUAAAGCGAGCGCGCUCGAGCGUGGAGAUGACGAAGACGUCGUUAUUAGUUUGACGGCAGACGUGAACGAGGCGGAGAAGGCGAAGCGCAAGGCUGUGCUGGCGAUUUGUCAAGACGUCGCCGACGGCGUCUUGUCGUUUGAGGACGCCGUCGACGUCGCCGGGUUCGAAAUCCCGAACGAACGCCUCGUCAAUUUCCUAGGCUUGCUCGCCGCCGCGUUAGACUUCCACGGCAAGCUAGACGACGCGAUAGAAUCGCUCGACGAGUCUUCGCGAUAG